This is a messenger RNA of Lepus europaeus (European hare), 7727 nucleotides long. It is a transcript of the gene ATXN1L, whose product is annotated as ataxin 1 like. Gene Ontology annotation, biological process: anatomical structure development; regulation of DNA-templated transcription. Gene Ontology annotation, cellular component: nucleus. The record is from RefSeq and is a predicted model, not a curated record. NCBI's taxonomy places the organism in Eukaryota, Metazoa, Chordata, Mammalia, Lagomorpha, Leporidae. The transcript has 3 exons. Gene Ontology annotation, molecular function: protein binding; RNA binding. Bases 272 to 2335 code for a protein of 687 amino acids.
CGGCUCCGGGGCCGGGGAUGGCGGCGGCCGCGGGUGCGGCGGCUCCGGGACGAGCGGGAGGAGCCCUGGGAGCGCUGUGAGAUGGGCCGGCUCCCAAGCCACCCGGGAGGACACUCAUUACAGCUGCUCAGAAGCACCAGGGGGAGCUCAGCAGAUGUGGGCGCCCCAGCCAGCAGCAGAGAGGGGUGCAGGGAAGCCACAGAGAAGCCCCUUCUGAUGCCCCAAGGAGCAAGCCGACCCCUUCCAAGCUCCAGGAACACCACAAAGCAAUAUGAAACCUGUUCAUGAGAGGAGUCAGGAAUGCCUUCCACCAAAGAAACGAGACCUCCCCGUGACCACCGAGGAUAUGGGGAGAACUACCAGCUGCUCCACUAACCACACACCCUCCAGCGAUGCCUCUGAAUGGUCCCGAGGGGUUGUGGUGGCCGGGCAGAGCCAGGCAGGAACCAGAGUCAGUCUGGGGAAUGAUGGAGCUGAGGCCAUUACUGGUCUGACAGUGGACCAGUAUGGCAUGCUGUACAAGGUGGCUGUGCCACCUGCCACAUUCUCACCAACUGGCAUCCCAUCCGUGGUAAACAUGAGCCCUUUGCCCCCCACGUUUAAUGUAGCGUCUUCACUGAUUCAACAUCCAGGAAUCCACUAUCCCCCAAUUCACUAUGCUCAGCUGCCGUCCACCUCACUGCAGUUUAUCGGGUCUCCUUACAGCCUUCCCUACGCUGUGCCACCUAAUUUCCUACCAAGUCCCCUCCUCUCUCCUUCGGCCAACCUCGCCACCUCUCAUCUCCCACACUUUGUGCCAUAUGCCUCACUCCUGGCAGAAGAAGCUACUCCUUCGCCCCAGGCUUCAUCUCCAGCCCAUUCAUUUAACAAAACCCCUUCUGCCACCUCCCCAUCUGGGCAGUUGCCACAUCAUUCGAGUACUCAGCCACUGGACCUCGCUCCGGGCCGGAUGCCCAUUUAUUAUCAGAUGUCCAGGUUACCUGCUGGGUAUACCUUGCAUGAAACCCCUCCAGCAGGUGCCAGCCCAGUUCUUACCCCUCAGGAGGGCCAGUCUGCUCUGGAAGCAGCUUCUGCCAAUGGAGGUCAGAGACGAGAGCGACAUUUAGUAAGACGGGAAAGUGAAGCCCUUGAGUCCCCCAACAGUAAGGGUGAAGGCCAAGGACUGGUGCCAGUGGUGGAAUGUGUGGUGGAUGGACAGUUGUUUUCAGGUUCUCAGACUCCACGGGUGGAGGUGGUGGCGCCGGCACAUCGAGGAACCCCAGACACCGAUCUUGAGGUCCAGCGGGUAGUUGGCGCUUUAGCUUCUCAGGACUAUCGCGUGGUGGCAGCUCAGAGGAAGGAUGAAUCUAGCCCCCUUAACCUGUCCCAUCAUGCCCCUGACCAUCAGGGUGAGGGGCGAGGGUUAGCCAAGAACCCUGCAGAACUGGCAGAGAAAAAUCAGGCCCGUGGGUUCUACCCUCAAUCCCAGCAGGAACCGCUGAAACACAGACCUUUACCCAAAGCAAUGGUUGUAGCCAAUGGCAACCUGGUGCCCACUGGAACUGACCCAGGCCUGCUGCCUGUGGGCUCGGAGAUCCUGGUGGCAUCAAGUCUGGACGUGCAGGGCAGAGCCACCUUCCCAGACAAGGAGCCAACACCACCCCCCAUUACCUCCUCCCACUUGCCCUCCCAUUUCAUGAAAGGCGCCAUCAUCCAGCUGGCUACAGGGGAGCUGAAGCGGGUGGAGGACCUCCAGACCCAGGAUUUUGUGCGCAGUGCCGAAGUGAGCGGGGGUUUGAAGAUUGACUCCAGCACGGUUGUGGACAUUCAGGAGAGCCAGUGGCCUGGAUUUGUCAUGCUGCAUUUCGUGGUUGGAGAGCAGCAGAGCAAAGUGAGCAUCGAGGUGCCCCCCGAGCACCCCUUCUUCGUAUAUGGCCAAGGGUGGUCCUCCUGCAGCCCUGGGCGGACUGCACAGCUCUUCUCUCUGCCCUGUCAUCGGCUCCAGGUGGGAGAUGUCUGCAUCUCUAUCAGUUUACAGAGCUUGAACAGUAACUCAGUUUCUCAGGCUGGCUGCGCUCCUCCAGGCCAGCUGGGGCCCCGCGAAAGGCCUGAGAGGACGGUCUUGGGACCCAGAGAGCUAUGUGACAGUGAGGGGAAGAGCCAGCCGGCGGGAGAGGGAUCUCGGGUGGUAGAGUCCUCCCAGCCUGAGCCUGGAGCCCAGGCCUGCUGGCCAGCCCCGAACUUCCAAAGAUACAGCAUGCAAGGGGAGGAGGCACGGGCCACAAUGCUCCGUCCCUCUUUCAUUCCGCAGGAGGUAAAGCUGUCCAUCGAAGGGCGUUCCAAUGCGGGAAAAUGAACAUCUUUUCCAGACCAGGCCUGGGGCUUUAACCCCAGAGCUGAGCCUCACGGUGAGCAGGCAGAGGAUUUGCACACGCUGAGCAGGGAAAGGCUCUCUUGGCAGUGAGAUCUGGGGGGGAAGAGGUGUGAAAAGUGGCCUCCCAAGGCAGGGUCUGUUGCUCAUGGCCCCCAUGGCCUCCUUUCAGAACAGCCCCAGAGGGUGCUGUGACAGAGCACAGCAGGCCUGGGCCGAGAAAGGAAGGGGGUGCACACAGAGUAAGAAACAUUCCAAAAUCAGGGCCUCCCUGUUCUUGCCUCCCCGUCCCUAGCUCUUGCGAGGGGAAGUCCAGGCUUUGGGAGCUGGUGGCAGAGGGUGGGAGCAAUGAAAGAGCCAAAAAUGAUGAUCCACAGCUUAUAGUAGCAGUUAAACUGUCUGAAGAUUUUUUUUCUUUAUUUCAUUUUUUGGUGGGAGGGCAGGAGGCCCCAAGAUUGGAAAUAAGAGGGUUCCCACCCAGAACCCAUCUUGUGAGAGAUGUGCACUUUAAAGGGUGAUUUUGUUACAGAUGUCUAUGGCUGGGUUUGUGGGGGAGGAGCACCGUCAUCUGCAGGACUCUGCUUGAUCCUCUGCUUCAGCCCUUUCCUGUCUCUCCUCACCAUUCCUCCUACAAGGCUUCUAGGGGGCCAGAAGAGAAAGAAGCCCCUCCAGGGUUCAACGUGAAGUAUGGCCUUGCUGGGGGCCCACUUAGAGGACUUUGAGAGAAAGACUUGAUAGCCAGGCAACGAUGGGGCUCCAGGCAAGGCUUCUGGAAAGGUGGCUGGCCCAGCAAAGCUCCUCCCACUCAGCAUGCCAAUCAGACUGAAAUGUCACUGAGUCUCUAGUUGGAAAUGGUGACUUUGGAAAGAACCAGUGGACCCUCUCCCCCAGGCACCCGUACCCCUCCGUCCUCUGUCUAUGUCGUGCCGAAGUGCCUGCGCUGCCCCACCCUCCUGCUGCCCUAUCCUCUGCAUGGUGUUGUGGCCUGGGCGUCGUUUGUGGCUGCUCUGCCUUUCCUCUUCUGCACAGUUGCUGUCCACUCUGACCUCUGAUUUCCCUGUAGCUGUAAUCUUUGGUUUUAAAAACUCAGAAUCAUGUCCCCUCCUCUUCUGUCAGACAGCUUGGUAGAGAAACAAGAAGGGAACCAUGCCCUGAGCCAGGGUGCAUGCCCCUGGCUGGGCAGUGGCCAUCUGGCAUUUUCACACAGCCGUUCCCAUCUUAAUCCACUGCCUCUCCUAACAUUCAGGCAUCUCAAGCCGUCCCCUCCCACCGCCAGCUCCAAGGUUCUAGAGUGACCCUGAUAAUGUUUCAUGGCCCGAAGUAGGUUUCAUCUUGUGGUAUAUUCCUCUGCAGUGAGUGUUUUACGUCUUACUCGCAUUUGCCCCUGUAUGUCUUUUAGCAUUGGCUUGGACUGCGAGAUUCCACUGGGUAUUGGGAAUUAAGCUCUUCCACCGACUUUUAGGUGGAUGAGUGUUUUUUGUGUUUCGGUUUGUUUUGAGGGGUUGGGUCUUUAGGACUCUUGAAGGCAACUCAGGGUAUUGUCUUACACCCAGCUCUCUGGUUAGGCUUCUCCUAGGGUAUGUUCCUGGCAUUUCCUUUAUAGAUGUGCUUGGACUGGCUGAGAUCUGAUGUCUGCUCUGUCAAAAAGACUUUAGGCAAGUCUCAUGACCUUGCUCUUUCACUUCCUCCCCAGCUGCCAAAUGGGGAUAAAUAAUUUUACCUACCUCCUGGGAGGAGGGGAAGUUCUGAGAAUGGAGUCAUUCUUAGUGUUCAGGUGCUAAAGGUUCUCCUGGGGAAACAGAGUGACUGAAUCUGCUUGUUUGCUACAAGCCCUACACUCCACUCUUUGAGAACAGUUACCUGGUCAGUCAGCUUUUGGGGGUCCAUCCAAGGAAGCUGUGGGCCUGACCACGACUGCUCACUCUGUGGUUCCUUCCAGAACCAACACCAACCUUGUGCUGCGUUGGGAUCACGUCCUUUUCUCUCUGUGUCCCCCAUUCUCUCUGAAUGCUGCUUACUUGGGCUUGUUACCUACAGUGGGGGCCUGUGGGGUUGAGUCUUGAGGAAAUCCCCUCAGACGAGAGCCUUGGGAGAAGGCCUCAUCCCUGGCUGUUUCAUGAGCUACUCCUUCCCUAGGGAUUAUUGUUUGUACGGGUUUCUCAUAAGCGUCCUUCCUCAUAGGAAGGCUCAUCAACUGAAUCCAGUGACGUGCACACAGUAGAUGCUCAAGAAAUGUCCUCCAAGGACAAGCAACAGUUUCUUCAUUAUAGGAGCCAGUCUAUCUCUAACCAGAUUCAGGCCAAGAGUUUAGAUCAGAUCAUCUCCCCUUGGGCCAGUUGCGACUUCCCAGCCUGGUAACUUCUGCUGAACCCUGGACAGAGAAACUCUUGGGAGCCUUGGGAAGUUGGUCCCCAACCUUUUGCUGCUGUUCCUCCACUGUCCCUUGCUGGAGAAGCAAUACCAGCAGCUCCCCUGAUACCAUGCCACGCACACAUAGCACAAGACUUGAUUUUUUCGAGUUGCAAAGGUGUCUUUGAUGAAGUGUGAUUCCCCCAGGCAAAGGAGCUCUGUGCUGUAAAUCCUGGUCAGAGCUGAUACCAUCCUUACCUUUUCCCUCUGUUCAGUCUUUUCUUCCAGGCGUGAGAAUUAAGAAUCACCUGUGGUGUGUCCAUUCGUCCUUACAGUAAUUUCCUAAGUUUGCAAGAGACAUGGAGUGGUUUUUAGAGAAUUUUUUAGCAGGAAGAAAGUUGUGAGGUUUUUGGGGAUGGGCAGUUGACAGACUAGAGCCAGACGCUUGUCGGUGAUAGGACAUUCCCAGUGCUUAGGUGUGGAAAGGAGGACUGCUAAUGCUGGCACAGCACCGAAAUGCUGAUACUGAUGUGGGAGAAGGGGAGCCUGGUAUAUGACUGGCAGUAACCCAAGUCUUGGAUCAUCAUUCCUGUUAAGAUUAGUGUCCAUGGGGGAGGGGAUGGCAGGGAAGAAGGGGUUCUGGGAAUAAAGAGCCAAGCACGUGAGGCCCAGGGGAGGGGGGCCCCACAGAGCUGGCCUGACCCUUCUGCUCUCUUGGUCCCAUUGGUUGCAACACCAAGAGCUUUGCUCUGUGCUGCUUUGCUACUACUGCUUGCUGUCUUGCCUGCUGCCCUCUAUAAUUCCCGGUCCCUCCAUGUCUUUUUUGGUAAUGUAGAUUAAAUCCAGGCCUCAUGCCCAUUCUUACCUGUGUUCUGCCAGUGUUAUUUUAUGGCACAGUCAUGUCAAAUAGGGAUGAUAGGAAAUGCUGCUGGUGGACUGGUGAAUCCAAAGGGAUAUGGCUUCAGUGCUGUCAGGAGCCCUGUGGCUCCAAAGAUUUGACUGUCUUGAAGGAAGAAGUAGGUCUUAAUGAGUGGGUGAUUUCUGUUAUAUUUACUUCUUUCCUUUGUGGUAGCUUGUGUGCUGUUUUAAUAACUGAAUGAGGGGGCAUCACAGCGCCUGUGCCAGUCUUCUAGUGAGAUUCAUCUAGCUCUAGUUGUGGAUUUUUCGGGUAGGAGAGGGUUUGAAGUUUAACUGAAUAGCCCCUUCAGUGGGGUUUAGUUCUGUUGUUACCAGUGGGCAUCAUAGGUGAUUGUAGUGGGGUGCACAGGAUGUUGGUGGUGUGCUAGAAACUUGCCACAAGCAGGCAUCCAGAAGAGUUGAAUGAUCACACUGGAGCUGAAGGCUGGACAUGGAGUGACUGGGAAAGGACCUGGGUCCAUUGGAGUAAAGAUAACCUGACUAACUGAGUUGGCCAUGGGAGAUUAGGUCAGCAAAUAGGACAGAGGCUAAGUUCCAGGGAGAUAGCUUAGCCUUCUAGGGCUAAGUUUAUUAAACCACACUGAAGCUACAAUACCUUCCAGAUGGGGAAAAGUAUACACUACAGUUGGAGACCUGAACCGUACUAGGUUGGAUGUCAAUCAGGAAUCUAUUAAAUAGCCCUUUGCUGGGAAGACUUCACCUUCCAGCUUCCCCGGGGUAGGGAAGGUCUCCCACAUUAUGCAAUAAUAAAAUAAGCAUCUGGGUCUCUGCAGCUGUCAGUUGCUCUUUCAACUCUAGGAUCCAUCUUUGGGCCAGAAGCCUGGUCUGGGCCUAAGAGGACGCUGGCCUCAAGAUGCUCAAGUUGGCUGCACUCUCUCCUUUCCUGCAGACUAUGCACAGUGCCUGGGGCGGAAGGAGGAGAAGUGGUGCAGUUUGCUCUGCUGAGCCUCCCCAGCAGGAACAGUAGUAAUAAAUGCACUUUUCACACUAAGGUUUCUCUAUUAGUUCUCCCGUUAAGCCUAGAUCCUCCCCUGGUAGAUUGCAAACUCAAGGUCUGUGUGAUCCCAUAGCCAUUGCACUGCAGGUGCCCAGCAGUGACAGUGGCCUCAGACUGGGCUCCUGUCUGCAGUGUAUGUGGCAGCAGCCCGUGUGCCUUUACCUGUUGUCAAACUUGCAAGCAUUUAUUCUGUCUUUAUGACUGUCAUGGGGACUGAGGUUCUUCAGAGAGAAAGAGCGCACUGAUGACAUGGUGGUUUUACACCUACCCCUGGACAGGGAGUUUGCACAUACUUGUGAGCUGUGAGUGGUUAGUGCACUGCUGGUGUCGCUGAAGGCAGGGUUGAUCUCUCACUUGCUUGAUAGUCACAGUCAAGAGAAUCUAGAUUGUGUUGGGGAAGAGACCGGCUGUACUCAUGGCUAACUUGAAGUAUUAAAAUAAGGCUGUCCCUACAACCUUCCUAGUCAUACAGGAUCCCUGUAGCCAAAACAGUAUAUGUUCCAGCUGCAGAGAGUUGACUGCUCUCAGCUUGCACAGCACCUUAGGGGAGGGAAGACUAUAUGGAUAGGGAAUGGGGUGGAGAAAGAAGGAUGCGAAUGUUGUCAUCUAGGUGGCUUUAGGGUCCUAAGGAGUUGAGAAGGACGGCACUGGGGAGGUCUGGAUGGAUCUGUGUAGGAGUUUCCUGUAGAUAAAUUUCUGAUCCCCCAACUACUAUCCCCAGUAUGUAAUGGCUGAAUUAAUAUGUAAUCAACUGCAUUGUAUCUAAAGCCUUAGAACUAGUCAGGUGCUCCCCCCACCCAAUACCAUUUCUUACCCUCUAAUCCUACCUGAUCUUUAACAAAGCAUUAAUAAUUCUAAGGAUAAUCUCUAUUUUGUUGUGCUUUUUUGUAACUGUUUUAAAUAAAUCAAUUUGUACUGUAUAUUUGUACUUUUGUGAGAUCCUUUUUGCUGUUUUACCAUUUUAAGUCUCUGUACUUGGCUACACACAGAUUGUAUUUUUAUUGUUAAUGCUCUUCUUAUGGAUACCUGCAUUUAACUUGUGGACUAUGUAAACACAAUAUAUAUCAAUAUCUAUAUAUCUAUAUAUCUAUCUAUAUAAACUACUAGCUUUUC